Parathielavia appendiculata is the source of this 1499-nucleotide messenger RNA. RefSeq lists its product as uncharacterized. Gene Ontology annotation, cellular component: cytoplasmic exosome (RNase complex); nuclear exosome (RNase complex). The transcript is spliced from 2 exons. Gene Ontology annotation, biological process: nuclear polyadenylation-dependent rRNA catabolic process; nuclear polyadenylation-dependent mRNA catabolic process; U1 snRNA 3'-end processing. Lineage: Eukaryota; Fungi; Ascomycota; Sordariomycetes; Sordariales; Chaetomiaceae. The coding region runs from base 151 to 1314 and encodes 387 amino acids. Gene Ontology annotation, molecular function: mRNA 3'-UTR AU-rich region binding. The record is from RefSeq and is a predicted model, not a curated record.
GCAACCUCCGUCUGCAACCAAGCCAGCACCAACAGCGAAUCAGCCGAUUGCGGAACUACCCGACCAGUUUUCAGGUCAUACGGGAGCAAGGCCGAGGGUGGGAGAUAGGAGAGAAAGAAAAAAAGAAAGGAGAAAGAACUGAAUUCGGAAAUGGCUUCAAGCCAACACGUCCUCCUCUCCCCAGCCGAGCUCGCCUACCUACACGCCUCGCUCUCGCUAGCCCCGCCCAUCCGCCCAGACGGCCGCUCACCCACCCAGUUUCGCCCUCUUGUUGCCGAGACUGGCAUUCUCCCCGGCACAAACGGCAGUGCGAGGAUAUGCUUUGCAGACGGCACCGAGGCGAUUGUCGGCGUGAAGGCCGAGGUAGAGAGGACGGCGCAACGCUCCGGAGAUGAGACCGUGUUCUUGGAGGAGGGUGGGGCAGGCGGUGAUGACGAUGACGAAGAGGAGGAAGCAGGACAGGGGCUGGAGAAGAGGAAGGGGGACGCCUCGUGGGUGGAGAUGACGGUUGAGAUUCCAGGACUUAGGGAUGAUGAUUCCGGGACGGCAUUCUUGGCCGCCAUGCUGAGCGAGGCCUUGCUCGCCGACGGCGGGUUUACCAAGCGGCUGUGGAUCAACAGGCGGUUCCAUUGGAAGCUCUAUCUCGACAUUAUCCUCAUCUCCCCACCACUCUCCUACCCCCUCCCUCUGCUCUCCCUGACAACACAUCUAGCCCUCCUCUCCACCCGCCUCCCGCGUCUCAAAUCCGAGGGCGAUGAAGACCCCUUCUUCGACGACGACUGGGCGGCAGCGCCCUACCUCUUCCCGCGUACCUCCUCCACCAACAUCGCCACCGCCAAGUCUACCACCCCCGCUGCCGCCAUCCGCCCGCCGAUAACCCUCCUCGUGAUGGCCGUCGGCAACAACAUCAUCUUCGACCCAUCCAAAGAAGAGCUCGCCGUGGCCGACGUGGCGCUCGCCGUCUCCGUCACCGGCUCGAGCCCAUCACACUACGCCGCGACGGGGACGGGGGAAGAAGCGGGGAGGAACCUGAGGCUGCUGUCCAUCAGGACGGUCGACCCUCCCUCGAGGCUGACGCCGCCUGGUCUCGCCAACGCGGCGAACACGGCGUAUGGGCCGAGCAAUGGGACGAUGGGGACGCAGAAGAUGGCCGAGGCGAGGGCGGCUGAGACGGAGGCUGCCGAGGGCGUGUGGAGGCCGCCGAGGGGCGGGGCGAAGAGGAUGGUGCUUGGAGCGUUGGUGCAGAAGGUGCUUGAGAGAGGCGGCGUGGUGGAUGAGGUGUUAGAUGCGCUGGAGGGGGUUGAUUCGGGGUAGUGAGUUAGGGAGUGAGAAGAGGGAUGAGGGGCAAGGCAAGAGGAAGGAAUUGCCGCCAUGUUACUUCUUCCGCCCGUAUCCGCGCCGAUCCCAACCGGAAUACACCCCCAACUAAUGUACAUACAACCCACCUGUGUGUGUCUAGUACAGAAUUCACACCCACCAUCAUCAAUCAAAAGAUACCC